AGGGAACAUUCGCUCGAAAACCUCGUGUCCUGUCGGAAGCGUCAACUGAUGAAGGAUUCUGAGAACAUAGAACAAGAGUCGCCGAAAAGGGCAAGAUACUCAGACGAAGCGCUGGUUGCAUCACCCCUUGCGCUGGAUGCACCGAACCAGCACGCAGAGCCUCAAGCAAGCACGCAUAGUCUCCAGAUCCCUAUGCAGCUCAAUGUCGAUGGUUCCACUGGGUUCAAUUCUGGCUCUUUUGUGGGUCAAUCGUAUCCGAUUUCUGACGAGAGUGUUAAGACAGUCUUGGAUCUCGGAUUGGCUCCCUACAACUAUGUUUUUCUCCCACUUACUCUAGACGGGCAAUGCGGCAUCUAGACUCCUAUGUCAGAUAGAGUAACUGUAGAGCUCAUGAACGGGAGUGCCUACAGUACAUGAAGGCCAAUCCACCCU
Molecule: messenger RNA, 432 nt
Organism: Cryphonectria parasitica EP155
Lineage: Eukaryota; Fungi; Ascomycota; Sordariomycetes; Diaporthales; Cryphonectriaceae
Exons: 2
Coding region: 49-357 (102 amino acids)
Source: RefSeq, a predicted model, not a curated record